This is a messenger RNA of Rhipicephalus sanguineus (brown dog tick), 2133 nucleotides long. RefSeq lists its product as uncharacterized. The transcript is spliced from 3 exons. The record is from RefSeq and is a predicted model, not a curated record. Bases 1 to 2133 code for a protein of 710 amino acids. NCBI's taxonomy places the organism in Eukaryota, Metazoa, Arthropoda, Arachnida, Ixodida, Ixodidae.
AUGGAAAGCUCGUCGUUGAUCUUCGCGGGAAGUCGUUCAGGCCGUAGCACUAUUGUCACCGCUGUGUUCGUCAUCGCGCUUACAGUGGGCGCCGUGGGCGUCACAGCGUUUGUCCUCUACACGGUGUUCGCAGGCUGGAACACCGGCGCGGGUCCCAGCCGGCACGGUGCAGCCAAAGCGCUGGUUGGCAAAGGAAGGACCAAGGCUCCCGUUUCCCCAAGAAACAAAGGCCCAUGCACUCCGCGCUGGUAUUCGGUCCUCGUAUCUGACCUAAACAGCACGUCAACAGCGGUAGAUGACGUCACCUUUACUAAUAGACUAAUUAACGACACCUCGUUGCGUAAUGACGGAGCAGAAAACGACGUUGUGCAGCCUGUUGGUCCGGCUCUUGACGAAUCCGAGCCGUCCUCUACCACAACCGAAAAGGGUACGGAGGCCGCCGACGCCGUCGUUUCUACGACAGCAGAAGGAGAGCCGUUUGCUCCGGAAAGUCGACAUGCGACGAAAUCAGGGCAGGACGAUGUCACCUCAGAACCCAACACCGAAUACGCGUCACGCGAGCAGGGCGACCGAGAUGACGACGACACUCGUCCACGUUCGCAAGUCGUCUCAUCUACCGCGACCGCCGCCGAAGAAGGCGACUUGGACAACCACAGAGAGGACGAGUUUGCACGCGAGACUGAUGCCGUGGAAGCGAACUUUAACGACGCGACGAGUGACACGUCAGCGCGCACAGAAGGCGUCAUUGACACAGUACCACGUGACCAGACGCGCGUCGUCUGGGAGCAAGGCACCAAUUACGAGCCCGCCGAGAGGGACAACGGAUCCCAGAGAGGCGACGAGCUUCCUUCUAGCGGCAAAGCACAAACCGAAGUUACGGCUGCCAUCCCUCGUGAUGUGGGCCACGAGAUUCAAGAAGAAGAGCCGGAUUACGAUUCCGAAACAUCUCCGGCCACAGAGGUGCGCGAUACACUCGAUUCAACCACGGAAGGUGUGGGCGAAUCGCCCAUCACCGUGGCUGUUUCGGACGUUGCAGCUCCUGAUGGAGAGGACGGCGUUGGAGAAGUGUCAAAACCUUUUAGCACAGAUCGAAGGUUUCCGGCGACCGUCUUUCCCGGAGAGGUUACCGACGCUCACUCGCGUGCCGGAGGUGCUGGUGAAACGGAACCACCGUACCCUAACGAGGACGUAACCGAACAAGGCAUUGACACUGCCGAUAUACAAGGCGCAGCUCGUGACAGCGCCGACAUUCGCGACGACGCGCAUACAGUGUCAACGCGAGUUACCACGUACCAAGUGGAUGACCCGACGGAGAGUGUACCUCAGGAUGUCCAAGCUCACAAAGGGAACCGAGUGACCGGUUUUCACGUGACGCCAAAGGGCGCGUCUAUAUACACACAGGGAGGCAGCGAAGCGGAGUCGUACAGGAACGACGCAAAUUCAGACGAGGAAAGCAGUUCCACAACGGCUGCGUUGGUAAUCACGUACGGCCCCACCGAAGACGUCGAAAUUUUUGCAAUUAGCGACGAAGACGAUGAAGAACUGGCAAAAAUUACGACGCAGCGUAGAGAGUUUAGUGGAACACCAAGACACAUUACCACCAAAGAUCAUUUUGGAGACAUUGAAUUUAUCGACACGGCAAGCGGAGCACCUUCGCAGAACCCGGAAGCCACCGAAGCGGGACAGCGCCGCCCUUACAGCACGUCGGAAGGAAACUGGGAUGAAACACUACUGGACCUUGAGAAUACCGUUGAAGUUGGCGAUGAGGACGCCACCACGGAUACUACGAGCAGAAAGAUGGCGCUGAUCACUAGAUACAAGAACGACGGUGGACCUUCCACCACCAGGGCAACUGUCGAAGAUAACGAUUUUGAUAAGACUGCCAGAGGGGCAUAUUCUUCUACCAAAGACUCAAGUGGAACCGAACCGCUCGGAACAAAUCCCACGACAGAUAAAAACACCGAGAAUACACCGACAGAGCCGCGCGGCAUCGAUGAAGGCGACGGCACAACUUACCUAAGCGACGAUAUGGACUGGUCUGAAUGGGCUGAGCUGUAUUACGAGGCGUUAAAACCAGCCAGCCAGCUUGGGUACAAGAAGAAGAAGGAGAAGAAGAAGCCCACUUUGCGGUGA